UCGCUUCUUCAGGCUCUCGCAGCGAGGCGAAAACUACGCAGAAAAACGGCCGAGUGGACAUGAGAGCAACACCCGGGGAGAAUGCUGAGAUCCACCGGCUUCUUCCGAGGGAUUGACUGCCCGUUUUACACGGAAUACAGCGAGGGCAACGGCGGCAAAAAUGGGUGUAACAGACCGUACUGUCACUUCAGGCACAGCCAACAGAGACGGGCUUCCUACGGAGCACCGGCAGACGUUAAAAAACAAAAAGAGCUUCACCCUGCACAGAAAGAACAAGGCUAUGAUCCCUUCAACCCUGAAGUUGUGAGGCCCCAGGAGCAGCAGAAUGGAAAGUCGGCUGCCUCUGGAGACUUCAGUGGUGCUCUGGAGCUGGUCAACAAGGCCAUCGAGGAGGUCCGCGGCGAGGUGGAGAGGGAGAAGAGGAAGCUCUCUCGGAUUGGGGAUGAACCUUACGAACCCAGCGAGAGUGCAAAGUUUCCUUCAUCUGAUGUUGUUAAAAGUAAAACGCCACCUUCACACAUGGCUUACGACCCUGGGAGUUAUCAGAUGACAUCAGGAGGUUAUGAUCCCACCCCGAGCUGCAGCAAGUAUACUCUAGAUUCAGACAACCAGGGGAAUUACAGUAACUCCAUGGAAUAUGUUCCUACUUCAGUGAGAAAGCCUCCGUCUCGGACACACACACACAAACUCCCCUCUCCUCCUCCCAGUCCAAAGUACUCAAACAGCACAUCCUCCUCUAAGUGUAAAUACACGUUGGACAAUUUAAAACCAUCUACAGACAUGGAGUAUGACCCGCUGUCAAAUUACUCGUCAGGAAUUGCAGCGAAAAGCAAAACAGACCGGGGUGCACAAGCUGUUAAGAUGGAGCAGAAAAAGACACACAAACAACCAGGAUCAGUUGAGGAGUAUGUUGUUGGUGUGAAGAAGCCACAGCAGCAGAGUGUAGACUCAAAAAAGUACACAUUCUCUGACUCUGAUGGGGAGAGCUCUGGAACAGAGUAUCGACCCAUGUCGCUCAGCAAUCUCCAGCAGAGAAAAGGCAACAGUGGGUCACUUUGGGAUGCUGUUAUGGGGAAGGAGAGGAAAGAGAGAACUCAAAGUACGUUAAAUGCACUGACACAGAGGAAUAAAGAGGACUUGGCAGGGAACUCAGACGUCCAGGAAGACAUUCAACAAAAGGACAGUUUAGAGAAAAAGAAGGUGGUGAGUCAAACUAGUCACGAGAAAAGGAAUAAAUCUGAAAAGGUGUAUAAACUUGAAAAGGAAUCAAACAAAACAACUGGUAGUAAGAGUAGCAGCAGUAAAGACAAAGGAUCAAUAAAGAACUCAAACCAGGACUCUGCAAAGAAGGAGAACAAGAGUCACGGAAAAAGAGACGAUAGAAAAAACACAGUUAAGCUUAAGACAGCUGAUAAAGUUCAGAAGGAAGGCAAAGACGAAAAGAGAAGUGACGGUAAGAUCAAAGCUGUGGAAAAAGUAAAAACUGACCCCAAAAAACGGGAUAGAGAUACAGAAAAUGGUGCAAGGGAGAGCAAGAAACCCAAGUUAUCAGAGAAGGAAAAGGAACACAGCAAGUAUAAAGACCGCCAACACAAAAAUGGUAAACUUGAUAGCAGUAAAAGAGAAAAGGAUGCAAAGAAAAUUAGUAAAAGCAGCUCUAGUGGCGGGAGCAGCUGUAAUAGCAACAGUAAAGGGAGUUCUGCAAACAGUAAAGAUAAAGUGAAGCAAAACAUCAGCUCAUCAAAUGGGAAAAGAGUUGAGGCGAAACGGCGAAGUCUGAGUUUAAGCCACGCUGAUCUGUUUGGAGACGAGAGCCCAGACGAGGUUGAAACAAUUGUCGUGGAUGAUGACGACAGCGACGACUCCGAUGAAGUGCUGGUGAGGAAAUCUGCCGAUGCUUUAAAGAGGGGACGUCUGAACAAGAGGAAAGCGUCAGAGCUGACUCCGUCUUCCUCCGACGAUGAGGGUGGUGGUGCAGGUAAAGAGGACUUUGACGAAGUUGAAAUCGACCUGUCUAGUUUCCAGGAUGAUCUGGACUUCGACUCAGAUCCCAUGGAGGAGUGUUUGCGGAUCUUCAAUGAAUCCAAGGAAGUAAAGACAGAAGACAAGGGAAGGCAGGCGAAACAGCCCCCAAAAGAUUCAGAGGAGGAGAGAAGCACAGAUAACACUUUAACCACUCUCUUUCCCGGUCAAAAGAAGAGAGUGUCCCAUUUUGUUGCCAAAGGAAAUACUGACGCAGCUCCUGCGCCUGUGAUGCGGCCGUACAAGAGGCCCUCAGCCCAGGAGGUCUGCUACCAGCGUAUGCAGUUGGCGCAGCAGCAAGCUGCUCAGCUUUCCGCUUCAGUCAAAGCCGUGUCGCAGAGCUCCAGCCCCGGCUUUUCUGGAGAGAGGAAGAGAAUAGCUCACCGUCCUAAUCCACCAACAACAUCCUCUAAAACAAGUCCUGCAGAUGUAAAACCAGCUGCCAGUCGAGUGUUGUCCCCCAGCCAGACCCAUCAGACUGUCAGGGCCCAAACCACCGCCGGCAUCCUGUCCAAGACUGUGUCCACUGUCUCACAAAAGAGAGUGGCACACACACCCACCAUGAAGAGUAGUUCAAUGAAGCGCCCCGUCAUCCCCAUCGAGUUUGGGGCCAAAGUUCCCAACAACGUCCGGCAGCGAUACCUCAACACUUUCAUAGAUGAAUGUGUCAAAUUUUGCCCAUCAAAGAGCAUUGCUUUCCAGAUGGCUCUUGAUGAGGAGAAGCUGGUGUACGACCGCAGUAGCAGCAAGAACAUCUACCUCAACGUAGCUGUCAACGCCCUGAAGAAGCUCCGCAGCAAGAGCAGCUCCGGUCCACCGCCUGUCCCCAAGGACGCAGGCUCAGUUGGUUACAGGAGGGCUCAGUCCCACGAAGAAGUUCUGGGAGGUCGUCUUGCUGCUACAACCAGCUUCACUGUCAACAGGAGUGGUAAACAGCAGGAGGAGAGACUCACUGGAGCUACACUGUACAGGAAGCUGAAGGCGUACCUGAUGACGGACGAGCAGCUCCAGGAGCACGGAUACCCGAGAACAAACCCUGAGGCUCCAGGCAAAGCCGUCAUUCACAACCUCCCAGAGAAAAAGACCAUCACAGACCCCUUCGCUAAGAUAUGCUGCCGAUGUGGAGCGGAGUAUAAGAUCAAUGCCAAUGGCAACUGUGUACGGAAAGAGGAAUGUAGCUUCCACUGGGGACGAUUGCGCAGACACAAAGUCGCUGGAGGCUGGGAGACCAACUACAACUGCUGCGCUGCGGCUGUCGGCGCUCCAGGUUGCCAAGUUUCCAAGCAACAUGUUCAGGACGGGCGCAAAGAGUCAUUAGAUGGCUACGUCACAACGUUCAGUAAAGCUUUACCACCAGACGGCAACGGAGGUGUGUUUGCUUUGGACUGUGAGAUGUGUUACACAAGGCAGGGCCUGGAGCUGACGAGGGUGACGGUCAUCGACUCGGAGUUGAAAGUCAUCUACGAUACAUUUGUCAAACCUGAAAGCAAAUUGGUCGAUUAUAACACGCGAUUUUCAGGUGUGACGGAAGAGGACCUGGAAAACGUCACCAUCACUCUGAGAGAUGUUCAGGCGGUGCUGCUCAGCAUGUUCAGUGCUGAAUCCAUCCUCAUAGGACACAGUCUGGAGAGCGACCUGCUCGCUCUGAAGCUAAUCCACAGUUCAGUCGUAGACACGGCCAUCGUGUUCCCCCACCGCCUCGGCUUGCCCUACAAACGUGCCUUGAGGAACCUGAUGGCCGACCACCUCAAACGCAUCAUCCAGGACAACGUGGAAGGCCACGACUCGAGUGAAGAUGCGUCCGCCUGCAUGGAGCUGAUGAUGUGGAAGAUCAGGGAGGACGCAAAGGUCAAAAGAUGACCUCUGACCCUUCUGCUCCACUUUCCUCAAUUCAACUUGAUGUUGGUGUCAGGGAGACAGAAGUUCAGGAGGCCCGCAGCCGUUCUCAGAGAGGUUAGGUCAGAGUGUCGGAGGGAAGCUUCAGCACAGCUUCACUGUACUGAAUAAAGAACUGCCAGUCCCUACAAAGCAAUAGGAGCCCAAAUUAACAGUGUUUUCUUUUGCUUAUUGGUAUUUCAGUUCUAAAUAAUGUUAGUUUCUGUUUUUUGAGCAGUGUCUAUUUUAAGGCCUCAAACAAUUACUGAAUAAACACUUUCUAUAGAAGAACUUCUUAAAGCACCGGGGCAUUGUCUGCUGAACGAUGAUGAUUAAUAUGAUAUUCAUGCCAGGCUGUGUCUUCAGCCUAAAUUGCACUAUAGAAACGCUCUUGUUGUACAGGGCCCAAGUCUGAGUACCUCAUGUGUGUUAUAAAACCAUUCACUUCUAAUGAAUAACACGUUACCUGUCCUUAGUCACACUCAAGUGCAUUCAUGUCUUCGAACAUUGCUGUGUAAAAUGCACUCGUUUUUUUCCACUUUGCACCUCGUUUCUUUCUCGUCACUGAUCUGUUUAUCGAGUUAAUUUUGUCAGUUGGCUCUCGAAAACCUGACUAAUCCUAUAAUACUUGAUCAAGAGCAGAAAUGUUAAGUCUCUGCCUAAAAUACCUUUUGAUGGAAUAUAUAUCACUGUAUUUUAUAGCUCAGAUGAUAGUGAUACUUUAUUCACCAGUGUCUCUGUGUCAUGUGCACUGCAUGGAAUGAAACCACAGGAAUUGUUCUGAUUCCAGGUAGGACAUGUUACUCCUCCGUAAAGAAAAAAUUAGGUUCAGUGAUGUUGAAUUGGGUUAUUAAUUACACACAGUUAUCAUUUUGUGAGUACCAGCUAACCUGUGCUGUUUUAUGUUGACUGAAAAAAAUACUCGAUUGCUGUAAAUUCGCUACGUUUCCUUUUGUAUUUGUUAUUUUUGGUUGUUUAUCUUUUUCUAUUAAAAGGUAUUAGUUAAAAGAAGAUGUUGCUCUGUCUUUAAAUUUACAAAUACAUGGAUUUACUCAACCGCCGUACAGGUUUUUAAAAAAAUACAUUUG
This is a messenger RNA of Centropristis striata (black sea bass), 4985 nucleotides long. It is a transcript of the gene rexo1, whose product is annotated as REX1, RNA exonuclease 1 homolog. Gene Ontology annotation, cellular component: nucleus. The record is from RefSeq and is a predicted model, not a curated record. The transcript is spliced from 16 exons. Gene Ontology annotation, molecular function: exonuclease activity; nucleic acid binding. Lineage: Eukaryota; Metazoa; Chordata; Actinopteri; Perciformes; Serranidae. The coding region runs from base 82 to 3882 and encodes 1266 amino acids.